CGGGGCGCGGCCUAAGCGAGGGGCAUGGUCACGCCCCCUUUGCAUGCUCUGCGCAUGCGCUGGCGCCGUUGUUAUAGAGACGGGGGCUGCGUUGUGGGGGGAUCAGAGGGGCUGCGGCGGGCACAGGCUGAAAUCCCUCGUACUGACCAGGACCGCUCUUGCCGUCCCUGCCAUAAGCUCUGCACCUUUCCUGCUGCCAUGGGUUCUGUGCUUUCCCCCUCCAUUAAAACCCCUACCUCCAGGCAGAGGAUGAAGGCUGAGGAUGACGAUGAGUUAUUCACUAGCCCAAACCGUGUGGAAGACAUCGCCAAGUUUCCAUAUGUUGAAUUCACGGGGCAGGACAGCAUCACCUGCCCCACUUGCCAAGGCACCGGCUGCAUUCCCACAGAGCAGGUAAAUGAGUUGGUGGCUCUGAUACCCUAUAGCGACCAACGGCUUCGCCCACAGAGAACGAAACUCUACGUCCUGCUGUCUGUACUGCUCUGCCUCCUGGUAUCGGGGCUAGUGAUUUUCUUCCUGUUCCCGCACUCUGUUGUGGUAGAAGAUGAUGGAAUUAAAGUGGUCCAGGCCAUGUUACGGAUAAGGAAUUCCAACUUCUACUCGGUGGCAGUGCCCAGCCUGACGAGCCAGGUGCAGUACAUGAACACCGUGGUGGGCACCCAGCAGAUCACCAACAUCUCCAGCAUCCAGCCGCUGAGCGACAAACUGGUGAAUUUCACUGUGAAGGCAGAGCUGGGUGGACCUUUCUCCUACGUGUAUCUCUUCUGCACAUUUCCCAAGGUGAAGGUACACAACAUCGUCAUCUUCAUGAGGACAUCGGUGAAGCUCUCAUACAUUGGCCACGUGACACAGAGUGCAUUGGAAACGUACCACUACAUUGACUGCAGCACCAACUCCACGGCUGCAGUGGACCUGCUGCCAUUCCCCUCGAUGUGAGGCACAGCCCAAGUCAAGGGCAGGCCCUGACGUCCCUGCUGAUGUUUUCCGUAGGUGGAUGUGCCGAUGGAUUUCUGGAAGGGAUCAAGAACUUUCAAAUGGAGGCAAAGGGAUUGUGAAUGUCUUUGGGAGAUGCUUGAGAUCUCUGAGUCUCUCUUGUGCUUUUCCAGCUGCAACUGGGCCGCAUUGCUGGCCUGCCCGUAAAACCCUCUUGGGUGUUGCUCGUGUGCAAGCAUCCAGAUCCCUUCCCAAAGCUGGGAUCCUGCUGGGCCUGCAUUCCUCUUUGGCUCCAGUGAAUUGGCUUUUGGUAGGGAAACGAGACUUCCCAGCUUUGGGUCCAAAGAUCCCAAGGGUUUUGAGUUGACUUGUGCAGCUGUUUUGAAGCUUAGCACUGUUGGGCCCUUUCAGGGUAAAUUAAUUUAGUUCUGUGUGAUUAAUUUAUUCCGCCUUUGUUCAGUGGCAGCGUGUUGCUGUCUUGUUUCAAAGCAGGGCCUGCUAAAAAGGGAUCGUUCUGGUGAGGAACGCAUGGAGAAGGCUUUCUGUUCUGUGAUUUGCACUAGAAGGAGGCAAAGGAAUUGGAAACCUUCAAAAGACGUUUUCUCUGUGGUGCAGAGUUUAUUUGCUGGCACUGAGGUCUCCUGCAGCAAACAGACACCAAAACGCUGCCGUCUUAAUGAAAAUGGCCUUGGUAAGCGCCAUGACCUUCUUCCUCCUCCUCCCCACAUUCCACAAUCACGGAAUCUCUGGGGUAUGAAGCCAGGGACCUCGUAGCUCAGUGUUGCUUUGUACUUGUGCCUGCUGCGAUCAAGUUAGACUCAUUUAGGGGAGUUUGGGGUUCCCAAGGCUUAUUUCCCAGGAACUGGCCCUUCCUGAUGGAUGGAGCACACUGUAAGCAAAUAAAUGUGAAGGCGCUGCCUGCUGCAGCUCUUGCUGUGAACCCGCACUGUUUUUCCCAUGGAGGAUUUAAUUCUGCUCCUGCUCUUUGUAGUUUUUCUGGAAUUUGAGGGCUCUGGCUGCCCUUAUUCCCUCUCUGGCUCCUCCAGCUGCUGGUUCUGCACAAGAGUGCGGGUGGAAACGGAGCACCCUGCGAAGGAAACGAAUUGGGGUGGCCUUCGGGGAAAGGAGACUUUGUUCUGUGCAAGUGGGAAAUGUGACAUAAACGCACAUGGAUGUUUCUAAGAAGGAGAAUUCUGCUCAGCAGGGUUUUUAGACCUGAGCUUUACUCAUUAAAGCAGAGUUGUGCGUUACUGUGUCCUGUGUUUAAGGAAAGGCUCUGGAUUUCUUCUUGGGAAACUCAGCUUUAUCCUGGAGUUCACACUCCAGGCUAUGGCUGGUAUCGUUUCAUCUUUUGCCCAUAAGCACCUGUUUUGCUGAUAAUUUGGGGGCCAAAAAACUCAACUGAAGGAGCAGCGGAGCUUCUCUGUUCCCAUCUGGAGCAGUUGGGACUGCAGUCACUGACGCAGUGACUCUUGUGCUGUGCUUGCUGAUUUCCGUCACGAGCUUCUCCUAUGACUUGAAACCCCUCAGUUUAUGAUGAGUUGAGCUUUCUUUUUCUGAGGAAGAUGAGGAAAUAGCAAACUUUGUUCUUUCUCCUGAGCUCCAGCAGCUCAGGCCUGGCUG
Molecule: messenger RNA, 2556 nt
Organism: Cuculus canorus (common cuckoo)
Lineage: Eukaryota; Metazoa; Chordata; Aves; Cuculiformes; Cuculidae
Gene: TMEM106C
Product: transmembrane protein 106C
Exons: 8
Coding region: 25-936 (303 amino acids)
Source: RefSeq, a predicted model, not a curated record